AUGGAUUCGGAACAACCAGACAAUGAGAUGAGUCUCUGCAUUUCGACCAAUCAGAGCGGAGAUCACAAGAAUGAAUGUCUCAAUGGAGAAGCUAGUAAUGAUCCGUCGAAGGAGUGGUUACAUAGUCUGUGGUGGCAAGUCAGCAAUGCACAAGAGGAGAAAAACUUCUAUGACAGAUCAGCUAAAAACUACGAGAUUAUGACUGACCAAUUACACUGGCGGGCCCCCCAAUUGUGCAUGAAGACCAUAGCCAACUGGGAACAGAAGAGUGGAAUAACCAUACCGAGGGAGUCGGUUGCGAUCGAUAUUGGAGCUGGCACUGGUCUAAGUGGAGUGGCUCUGAGAGAAAUCGGCUUCACUGGACCUGUAGACGCCCUGGAGCCAUCUGCUAACAUGUUCGCACUGGCCAAACAGAAGAAGAUAUACAGAGAUUGGUAUGGGGAAAUGUUAGUGGAGGGGGAGGAGACUACAGUGCCUGGAGACAUGUACGACUUGGCAUUCUCAGUAGGAGUGUUCAGUGACAGAUCGGCGAAGAAAGGCAGUUUGUCCGAAGUGGUGCGUAUGGUUAAGAAAGGAGGCUACAUAGCAGUCAUCAUGGUCGCCAGACACUGGCCUGAAGAAUUUAGAGACCACAUUGCUCUUAUGGAGGGGGAGGGACUGGUUAAGACUCUUCAAGUGGAUGCAUUUGAUUCCGACAUGUAUAUGAGAGAAGUAGCAGCCGUCGCUUUUGUCCUGGAGAAACUGUGAUAAAUUUUAGAUAAUGAGGAUUUAUUUUUGUAUUUCAACUGGUUGUAUAUAUUUUUCCAGUAAAUACAGAAUGCUUAAGAGUUCAAUUGGCUA
Molecule: messenger RNA, 840 nt
Organism: Symsagittifera roscoffensis
Lineage: Eukaryota; Metazoa; Xenacoelomorpha; Acoela; Convolutidae
Exons: 5
Coding region: 1-747 (248 amino acids)
Molecular function (GO): S-adenosylmethionine-dependent methyltransferase activity
Source: RefSeq, a predicted model, not a curated record